Scatophagus argus is the source of this 3473-nucleotide messenger RNA. RefSeq names its product multidrug and toxin extrusion protein 1-like. The record is from RefSeq and is a predicted model, not a curated record. Gene Ontology annotation, biological process: xenobiotic detoxification by transmembrane export across the plasma membrane. Gene Ontology annotation, cellular component: membrane. The coding region runs from base 181 to 1932 and encodes 583 amino acids. The transcript has 17 exons. Gene Ontology annotation, molecular function: antiporter activity; xenobiotic transmembrane transporter activity. NCBI's taxonomy places the organism in Eukaryota, Metazoa, Chordata, Actinopteri, Scatophagidae.
AAGAAACACAACCAGCUUCUUUCUGGCAGCAUUUCCUGGAGGAGAACACAGCUUGUUGGUGGGUCGGGCGGAGGAGAGAUCUGACUUGUAGCAAUGCCCGAAGCAUAAUGUAUAUGCCCACUCUCACAGACAGAGAGCAGGGUGGGAAGAUAUUGCCUUGGUUAUUGAUUAUUUCACAGUAUGGAAGAUUUAGCGACAAAAAACACUCGUAGAGGAGUAAAUGGACAGUCCAAAAUAGACGAAUCACCUCCUGUUGCUCACAGUGUUGACUCAUGCUGCAGAUCCUGGCUGAAACGCAUCAAGCUCUGCGUACCCGUUGACUACAAGAAUGAAACAGCUCUGCUCUUUAAACUGGCAGGACCUGUGAUUAUUUCACAGUUGAUGAGCUUCCUGAUCGGCUUUGUCAGCGUGGUGUUCUGCGGUCACCUGGGGAAGACAGAGCUGGCAGGGGUGGCAUUAGCAAUAGCAGUAAUAAAUGUCACAGGUAUUUCCAUUGGCUGCGGUUUGGCAUCAGCAUGUGAUACUCUCAUAUCUCAGACUUAUGGGAGUGGUAACUUUAAGCGUGUGGGAGUGAUACUCCAAAGGGGAGUUUUAAUCUUGCUUUUGGCCUGUUUCCCCUGCUGGGCAGUCCUCAUUAAUACUCAACCGAUUCUGCUGGCUGUCAAGCAGAGCCCAGAGGUCGCCAGACUCUCCCAGCUGUAUGUGAAGAUCUUUAUACCAGCUCUGCCAGCUGCCUUUAUGUACCAGCUGCAGGGGAGGUAUCUCCAGAAUCAGGGCAUCAUGUGGCCUCAGGUGAUAUCUGCAGCCUUUGGGAAUGUUUUAAAUGCAAUAAUCAACUACAUCUUCCUAAAUCUUCUGGAUCUGGGUGUCGCUGGUUCUGCAGCUGCCAAUGCCAUCUCACAGUAUUCCUUGGCUGUGUUCUUGUUUGUGUACAUCUGCUCCAGAGGACUACACAAAGCCACCUGGGAUGGUUGGUCACAAGAUUGCCUGCAGGAGUGGGGUCCUUUCCUCAAACUGGCCAUCCCCAGCAUGCUGAUGCAUUGUCUGGAGUGGUGGCUGUAUGAGAUCGCAGGGUUCCUGGCCGGUGUCAUCAGUGAGGUCGAGUUGGGAGCUCAGUCUAUAGUUUACGAACUGGCUGCUAUUGUUUACAUGUUUCCAAUGGGCUUCUCUGUUGCUGCUAGUGUGCGGGUUGGAAACGCUCUUGGCGCAGGGAACACAGAGCAAGCCAAACUGUCCAGCAAGGUCUCCCUCAUCUGUGCAUCUGCUGUCUCAUGUCUCACUGGAGCUUGUCUCAUUGUGUCUAAGGAUGUGGUUGGCUACAUUUUCACCACAGAGAAAGACCUCAUACAGAGGGUGGCUGAUGUCAUGAAAAUGUAUGGUUUCGUCCAUAUUGCUGAGGCGUAUGCGGCUGUGGCAGGAGGAAUAGUCAGGGGGACAGGGAAGCAAAUCAUUGGUGCUGUGUGUAACUUGGUGUGUUUCUACAUCAUUGGCUUCCCCAUCGGGGCAUCUCUGAUGUUCCCUGUCAAACUGGGCAUUGUAGGACUGUGGUUGGGGUUUUUAAUUUGUGUUGUGAUACAGUCUGCAUUUUUUACACUUUUUCUGUGUAAACUAAGCUGGAAGAAAGCCACUGAAGAAGCACAGGUAAGAGCAGGAGUCGACACUACAAAAAGGAACAAGAUCUUUGGGCUUGACAACAUGGCCCUGGACUGCAAUGAGAAACACUCAAAGACCAGUCGAUGCAGUUCUUUGAGUCCAGUGGAGGGGAAGCUGGAAACGCCCGGUGCAGGUCAGCAGACUUCAGAUGACGUGGCUCUGUCAGUCAGGCAGCUGGUGGUACGACGUGGUCUCGCAGUGCUGCUCGUCUUCGUCAUCCUCGCUGUUGGAGUCUUCAUUAGUGAGCUGCUCACCAGACUGCUCGAAUUAAAGGAAUGACCGUUAUUAGACCACAUGUGUGCAGCACAAACCAAAGCUCAAGUACAGUUCAUCAUCCCCUAGACUACACAUAUACAUGUGCAAAAAACAGACAACUACAGCAAUAACUGCAUUAGAAAGACUGGUAGUUACCGAGUAUUAAAAUCUUCUUUAACUGCAUUAAUUAAGUGGAAUUUUUGCACAGAAUUCAAAUGUAGGAGAUGAAAUCCACUCUGACUAUUAUUUUCUGUCAAUACUGCAUACUUAAGGGAUUGUCUUUAGGGUUAUCUUCAUAAAGGAGUUAUAUUACUACAGCAUCUUGUGUCAGUUUUCUCUAUUACUUUCAUCAAACAAAGUCAUUUUUUUUGGAUUGUUACAUUCAUCACAUUUUGGAAAAAUCUAACAGGAAACAUGAUGCGAAUGAAGCAGCCAAUGAAAAGCAUAGACGAAUAAACACUGUAUAGAAUUGUCUUCUUUUAUAAAAAAAAAAAAAAAAAAACCAUGCUGCGUAAGAUGGCUCUAAUCAAGACACUGAUGAAAUAUAUGUUCUCAUUAUGAAAUAUAUUGUCUGAAUGGAUGCCAUAGUUAGAAACAGCAUAAUUAAAUGCUGUAUUUGGGCUUCAGCUCAUCUGUAUGUGAUGUGUGGCUUCAUCAUCAAGGAUGGAAAAGAUGCUGUUUUUCUGGUGGUUUAUUUUUCUGUCCUUUGAUCUGUGUUGCCAAAUUUGAUGAUAAUGAAAGGUCUGUAUGCUCACACUGCAACAUGCUGGCUGGUUGAAGACAUGUCAAACUGAGCAAAUCAACCACCUGUUCACAGUGUGCAGGAGCAGAUAACCAGCUAGCUCAGGCUUCACACUGAAAGUCUGCUCAUAAAUGAAUAAUUCACCCUGGUUAACUGCAAACAAUUAACCACAUAUGAUGUUCUGAAAUACGCACAUGUAUGCUGUUUCUCUGCAGAAACAAUGCCUCAGGAGAUUAUUUGCAUUCUGUUGUAGAGUUAUCUGAGAAGAUUGAAACCAUUUGACAUCGCAUGAAACCAGUUAGUAGAGAUUGGAACAGAGGGAAAAACAGGGCUCAGACCAAAGUUCACAAAAUCCACCUACCAGGCCUUGAGAGGUCAAUAAUUAACAAGUUAUGUUCCAUGUGUUUAAUUCAUAUUUGUAGACACAUUUUGUUAUUGUGGUCAGAGCUAGAUGAUUCUCCCUGUUUUCAGUCUGCUAAACUAAGCCUAUCUAAGUGCUAGCUAUAGCUUCACAUGUAUUUCACAUUUGCCAUACAGACAUGAGGUUUAAGUCUUCCCAUCUUACUCUGACUUGAUAUUUAGUAGAAAAUUAAUAACUCAAGUUUUAAGGAAAGGGGCCUAUGGCAUGUCACCUCAUCAACUUUUUGUGGGUAGACAUUUAAAUAAAAAAAAAAAACUGUCCAAAUUACAUUUAAUCUCUAUUAAAUUGCAUUUUCAUUGCAAGGCAAAGGCUAACCACUGUGUAUGUGUAAUCUGGUUUAUUCAUUUCAGCAGGUGGUAGUCUCAAAUUUCAACUUUGGACCCACAAAGCACUGCACUGUGU